Caenorhabditis angaria is the source of this 2896-nucleotide messenger RNA. The record is from the annotation of a GenBank genome assembly. Lineage: Eukaryota; Metazoa; Nematoda; Chromadorea; Rhabditida; Rhabditidae.
AUGUCGAUUUGUUUGAGCAAAUAUGAUUUGAUUUAUCCAAAUAUUAUUAUUGAAAAUAUUCAACAAAUUUUGGAAAAUCAUGAAGAAUAUUUGAGAAAUGCAAAAAGAGUUCAGAAAAAGUUGGAAAGUGAUUUCGCAGUUCGAGAAAAAUUUGUGCGAAAUUUCAAAUUUGCUGCCGAAUUUGGGAAAAUGGAUUUGGACUUGCCAGAAAUCCCAACAUUUCAGUAUUAUUUUUUGGAUUUUUUGUUGGUUUUGAUCAUUUUUGUGAGCUGUUUCAUUUUGGGAGUAGUUUUGGUCUUUCGGAAAAUCAAGAAAUUGAAGUUGAAAAUUGACUAAUUUUUCUGUGUGAAUAAAUUUUUCGUGUUUCAAAAGUGUUUACCAUUUUGCAAAAUGGUGUGUUUUGCACCAAACUUUGCUGAAAAAUUCUGUGGCUUUAAAGCUCAUUAAGAACUCAAAAUGACCAGUUUCUGAAUUAGGAUACGUUUUCAGCAGCGUAGUCGAAUUGAUAGGUUAGUGGUCAUUGGUUAUACACGCCAUCAAACAGUAUUCAAAAUGUUCAAAUUUUAUGAAAAUUUUGAAACGUAUAAUUUUUGGGUUGAAAAACCUACGGGAAAUAUUUUUUUUACCUUAUCCAAAAAUUAAGAAAUUCAAAACUAAAUAAAUUUUAACUGACGUAAACUAAAGAAAAAUUUAAUUAAUUAAAAUAAAAUCUGAUUUCAUAAAGUUUUUUGGCCCUUUUUGACACCCUGGUGUGAUAAAAUGAUACGCGUGUUUCCUGGGUAAAUCCAAAUAGUGUGACCGAGCGGCGAAGAGAUACUGUAGUUAGGAAACUGGGAAAAUUUGGGUCAACCGGAAAAUCUAUUCUGUCACAUAUUUUUGGGAAGAUGUGGAUUACUGUAAUUUGAUUGAAAAAUUAAUUAGGAAAGUUUUUUUUCAAGAAAUUUUCAUUUUUUCGAAAAAGAAAAUUGAUAAUUUCCUGAUAUUUUGUUUUAUUCACAUUUUUCGAGUCAAUUUUUAUUUGAAAAUUACAACUUGGAACUUACGUGAAAUGUUUCCAGUAAAUUAUACGUUUCAGAAUUUUUAUAAUAUUUUUCGGCUUCUUCCAAUUUUUUGAUAGUCGGUUAAUCUUGGAGAAGACUCAAAGCAUGAAAUUUUCAGAAAUAAAAUUCAUUCUGAAAAAAUUUUUAAGCUCUUAUUGCCUCACUUCAAGCACGAUUCAAAUCUAAAUUUCUCAUUUUCUCAAAACACUACAGUAACCCGCAUGUUCCCAAAAAUAAAAGAAGAUAUUUUCCCAGUUUCACACCUUGGUGUGAAAAAGGAUCAACGUUGGUCGACACGGGCGGCACGGCCCCCAACACCUGUUGUCCUGGGUCAACACGCGUCUUUAUAACAACAUCUGGUGUGAAAAGGGGGCGUGGCUUGCAGGUGGGCGGGGCCAAAAGUAGCAAGGGGGCCGAGAUGACUAUAAAAGCUCGAAUCACUUUGUCAUUUUUUGUGCUUCUUAUGAUAUCUUAACUAGAUUUAUGUCUAGGCUUUAUUUUUCAAUUUGAAUUUUUUAUUUUUAUUUUUUCUCGAUCUCUUAUAAUUAAUUUUUUCUUGAACUUUUGAAAUGUGUUAAAUAAUUUCCAUAAAUCUCUAUAACUUCCAAAUAUUUUCUGAAAUAUCUCUAUUAUUUUUCGUUAAGCUUUUUCCGCAAAUUUCAUUUUCCCUUCAAUCAAAUUAUUUCUUCCAGAAAACUCACCUCAAAAUGUCCUGCCAAAUCUCCAAAUCAUUGAAACGCCCAUCUCAAGACUCCUCCUUCAAUCCAAAUGCAAAACAAAUCAAAUUGUCAAAAGAAGAAUCGGAUAAUAUUUUUGCAAUUGCAAUGAGUGGAAAUUCGAUAUCAACUGGAGCUGCAAUGAACAUCGAUUAUUCAAAAUAUAAAGUAAGUUCUUCUAGAAAAUCUUUUUUUUAAAACAAAAUUUAAUUUUUUUCUAAUUUCAGAUUUCGAAAAAGACACCAUCUCCAACACCUUCAACUCGAAGUCCAAUUUCUGAUUCUACACCGUCAACAAGCUCGGGCUCAUCUUCAGUUAGCCCAACUUCAGCAAGUUCAAUCAAAUUCAAUGCUCCAGAAGCGCCAAAAGUUGACGAAAAUAUGGUUACAAGAAGAAAUGAGCGACAAAAAGUGUUUGCUGGAAGAAGAAAACAACAAGUUUUGGCUGAAAAUUCGAGAAAAAUCAAUAUUCGAGAUGGAAAUAUCAAUAGUCAAAUUUCUUAUCAAGAAUUGAAGCCUGAAUUGAUCAAAUUGAAUUUGGAGGAUUUGCGAAAAGUUCUCUUUAAAAAUCCACAUUUGGCAAAGGAUUCUGAUGAAUUAUUCUUGAAUUUUAUCAAGAAAGACUUCCCGAAACAAGCGAAUCAGGAAAAUAAAAAGGACUUGACAUGGAGACAAUUAUUGGAAAAGUGAGUUUCUCUAUCUAUUUUUCUUCAAAAAAAAAUUUGAAUUUUUUGCAGACUUUCAAUUCGUAAAAAGCAAAAGGAAAAUGAGAAAUUGGAAAUGUUGACUAAACGAAUUGCCAAAACUCAUCAACAAAAUGACAAAGAGCAAAGAAAGACUGUAAGUUUUUUUUGAAAAAUCUUCCAAAUUCAAAAAUAUAAUACCUUUUUUGUAGAUUGUUAUCGGUUUUUCUGAGGCGAAACCUCGUCGUGGUCCAACUAAAACUGUUCAAAACCCACCAAAAGCUCCAACAAUGGAACAAAAAUCGGAGCCUCGAACAUCUGCCAAACCUCAACCAAAACCAGCUCCAGUUACAACUGCUCCAAUUGCUCCAAUUUCCCGCCAAGCUCCAUCUAAAAAACCCGCCAAAAAACACCACUUAUGGCGAAAGUUAUUAGAAUGCUCAAAAGAUAAUUUAUAA